GGAUGAAUUGCUUUCUGCUACAGAAUCUAAUACCAAUGUCAAUGUGUGGACAGCUGGAAGAAAAGAAAGUUGUGUUUCUUCUCUUAGCUAGCUUCUUUAUAUAUACCCUUCCAUUUUAUUACUAAUGAGGAUAUCUAAAAACUCACACAAAAUCAACAUCUUCAUCAAGUUGAUCUUUCUCUCCUUUUAACUUUGAAAAUCUUCUCAUUAUCAUUCUUUAUUUAGCUUAAGUGGUGGUGGUACUAAUGGCAUCCAGGAGAAUUCUCAAGGAGCUAAGAGACUUGCAAAGAGACCCUCCUACUUCAUGCAGUGCAGGUCCAGCAGCUCAAGAUAUGUUUCAUUGGCAAGCAACUAUAAUUGGUCCAAAUGACAGCCCUUAUGCUGGUGGUGUUUUCCAAGUCACCAUCCAUUUUCCCCCUGAUUACCCUUUCAAACCUCCCAAGGUGGCUUUCAGGACCAGAGUUUUCCAUCCAAAUAUAAAUAAUAAUGGAAAUAUUUGUUUGGACAUUCUUAAGGAUCAGUGGAGUCCUGCCCUCACCAUAUCCAAGGUUUUGCUGUCCAUAUGUUCACUGCUAACAGAUCCAAAUCCAGAUGAUCCACUCGUUCCAGAAAUUGCUCAUAUGUGCAAGACUGAUAGGAUAAAGUAUGAAUCAAUGGCUCGAAGCUGGACUCAAAAGUAUGCCAUGAACUAAGUCUGAAGGUCCUCUAGAAAAAGCUCUGUUUUGUGACAAACAUGAAUUUCUUGCCCUGAAGCAAUAUAUAAUAUAUUCAGGAGAACUGUUGUUUUAUAAAAAUGAGAAUUCAGUGACAGUUGGAUGUAUUUAAAUCUCGAGAUUUAUUUUGAAUAAAUGGGCGAUUUUAUUUU
This is a messenger RNA of Capsicum annuum, 865 nucleotides long. RefSeq names its product ubiquitin-conjugating enzyme E2 28. NCBI's taxonomy places the organism in Eukaryota, Viridiplantae, Streptophyta, Magnoliopsida, Solanales, Solanaceae. Gene Ontology annotation, biological process: protein polyubiquitination. The coding region runs from base 246 to 692 and encodes 148 amino acids. Gene Ontology annotation, molecular function: ubiquitin conjugating enzyme activity. Gene Ontology annotation, cellular component: nucleus. The transcript is spliced from 4 exons. The record is from RefSeq and is a predicted model, not a curated record.